GCGUCGGUAUAUCAGACUUUUCCAGAUUUAGGAAUUCCGAAGCGGAACAUAGGGGAAAAGGCUUCAAUUCACAGCAAUUGAAUCUUAAUUUUCAGUUUUAGAUUGAGGAAAACUAAAAGAACCAAAAGGAAAUUAACGGAUCAGUAGUAAAUCGUUUGAUCUGGCUGCAAAUUUCAAUUCUAAAACUGAAAAAUUAGGGUUUCUUUUUUCUCUUCGGAUUUCUUUGAUUUCGUUUUUCAUUUUAUUUUAUAAAAGAAAAUGAACGAUCAGGCUCAGAUGAUGAAUCAGCCACCGCAAAUGAUGAUGAACACGGUUCAGGUCCAAGUUCCAGUUCAGCCGCAGAUGAUGAAUCAGUCUCAUCAGUUGAUGGCGUCGGCGGCUCACUCUCAGGCGAUGAAUCAAUUGGCGGCGUCUAAGUCGCAGCCUAUAAACUCCGGUCCUCAGAUGAUGACUCAGCCACCACCUCCGAUGAUGUUGAAUCGAAGCUACAAGCCUUGGCAAUCUCAGGACCCAAACCAAAACCCUAACCCUAACAAGAAAUUCUCUUCUUUCAAUCGUAAUAACAAUUGGAAGGGGAAAAAAGUUUCAUUCGGUAAAGAUUCUUGGAAGUUCGAGAAUAAGCCUUUACCCAUGGGUUCUGUUUCUGCUAUUUCUUCUGUUCCCGCUGCUUCUGGUAGUAAUACUCAAGGAUACAAACCUCCAACUCUACACGAGCUUCAAAAUCAGAAUCGGUUAAAAGCCAGAAAAUUCUACGGCAACAAGAAGAAAUUCAAUAACAGCAACAACCGGUUUGCUCCUUACGCUCCGCGGAAUACGACUUCGUUUAUAAUCCGAGCGAAAAAGUCAGGUGGAAUAGCAUCUUUAGUGUCGCCAUGUCCUGUGACGCCCGCCGUUCUUCCUACGCCAAUAUUUUCACCAUCGAGGGAGGUUUUGGGUGAUAUGGCCAAGGAAGAAUGGGGUGUGGAUGGUUAUGGGUCGAUGAAAGGGCUGAUUCGGCUUCGAUCACCAGAAGCUGGUCAUGAUGACGAGGAAGAUGACGAUGGGGGAAAUGGUGGGGGUUCGAGUGACAGUGAUGUGGAAGAACAUGUGGAAGUGGAGAGGAGAUUGGACCAUGAUUUAAGUAGGUUUGAGAUGAUAUAUCCAAGUUAUGGAGGUGAUUAUAACAAUGUUUUGGAGAAUAGAGUGGACGAUCAAGAUACCCAUAUAGCACAAUUGGAAGAAGAGAAUUUAACACUAAAGGAAAGGUUGUUUUUAAUGGAGAGGGAAUUAGGGGAUUUGAGGAGGAGGUUGCAGUUUUUAGAGAGGCGGAGUCAGAUAGUGGAAGAUGUUAAUGAGGAGGUUGUAGAGAAUGGGUCUGAUAACGAGAGUGAGGGUGGUGGCUCUGAUGUUAGGGUGGUUACCAGUGCUGCUGCUAAUGAUAAUGUAGAAAUUGUGGGGUUUGCUACUGGAAAUACUAGAAACGUUGAUGUUGUUAUGGAGGAGAACAAUAUAGGUGGAAUGCCACGGAAUGAAGUUCUAAUGGAUGUUUUUAUGGAUGAGAUUGCAAGAGGAAAUGAGCUAAAUAAUGAAGGAAGAGUGGAUGUUGAAUUAAAGCCCCAAGAUGUGAGCGAGGAAAUAAUUCGAGACAAAGAAAAUGAAGCUAAGGGUGAAGAAGCUGGUGGCAGUGAGUUUGUGGAGGAGAAGAUUGUUGAAGAGGACAAGGAUUUGUCGAGGUACAAAGAAACUAGCAAUGAGGCUGCUGACUACACUGAAACAAAGAAUGAGGAAGUGCACUUGUGAACAACAGUGGUGAAGGUGACUGACUGACUGGUUUAACUUGCCCGGGGUAAUGUAUGAAAUUGGGAAUCUUUCGAUUUGGGUUACCGGAAGGUCAACUUCUGGAUAAAUGUGGCCUAAGUAGAUUUAGUUCAGUAUAGUUCUUAACGUUCUUUUUGCAUUUUGUUAGUUUUACAGAGUAAAAGAGGAUGCAUUGACUUUGCUAUCCUUUUACUGUCCUCAUAUGCUCUAGGAAGUAGGUAUCCUUUCUGGCCUUUUUGCUGCUGCUUUCCUCCUCUUUUUAUCUUUCUUUUGGUUUGGAAAAGGAUAAAAAUGGAGGUGUGGGGAAGGGGGGGCUGUAUUUCUUAAGCUGGAAGAGGGUUAUCCAUAAAGUUUCUUUUGUUACAGGCAUAUGUUUGUGUCGAUUUCAACUUCUUCACAGUUUGAAAAAGAACCUUAUAGUAUGUAAGGUAAAUUUGUGCUUGAUGUAUUUGCAUUUGUUUUGCGUAGUAAUGUCCUGAACCAAAACUCUUUAACAUAUUUUAUCUAUCUUGUAUGAAACUAUUUUACUUGUAUCUUUCAGACAAGUAUUCUGGUUUGAUAUUAUUGGUCA
Gossypium raimondii (Peruvian cotton) is the source of this 2368-nucleotide messenger RNA. RefSeq lists its product as uncharacterized. NCBI's taxonomy places the organism in Eukaryota, Viridiplantae, Streptophyta, Magnoliopsida, Malvales, Malvaceae. The coding region runs from base 259 to 1779 and encodes 506 amino acids. The transcript has a single exon. The record is from RefSeq and is a predicted model, not a curated record.